Messenger RNA from Candidula unifasciata, 393 nucleotides. NCBI's taxonomy places the organism in Eukaryota, Metazoa, Mollusca, Gastropoda, Stylommatophora, Geomitridae. The record is from the annotation of a GenBank genome assembly.
AUGUAUGACGCCGCUACCGUUGCCCCAGCUGCCGCUGCUGCUCCAGCCAAAGCCGCCAAGAAAAAGGUUGCCUCCAGCAAACCCAAGACUGCAGUUGCUCACCUGAAUUACAAGGCCAUGAUUGCCGAUGAAGUCUCCGCUUUGAAGGAACGUGGUGGUUCUUCUCGCCAAGCCAUCUUGAAAUACAUCAUCGCCAACUACAAGGUGGGAGACAACCCUACCGCCAUCAACGCUCGUCUCAAGGCUGCCCUGAAAGCCGGAGUGACCGCUGGAAGUCUGAAACAGUCCAAAGGGAACUGGAGCUGCCGUUUCUCCUUUCCCAGCCUUAAUUCAGUCGUAUUUAGGGGACUUAAACCCACCCGAGACAAUUUGCAAGGGUCUGCUUGUCCUUAA